Aspergillus wentii DTO 134E9 is the source of this 2627-nucleotide messenger RNA. RefSeq lists its product as uncharacterized. The transcript is spliced from 8 exons. The record is from RefSeq and is a predicted model, not a curated record. Gene Ontology annotation, biological process: transmembrane transport. Gene Ontology annotation, molecular function: transmembrane transporter activity. Gene Ontology annotation, cellular component: membrane. Bases 6 to 2450 code for a protein of 814 amino acids. NCBI's taxonomy places the organism in Eukaryota, Fungi, Ascomycota, Eurotiomycetes, Eurotiales, Aspergillaceae.
ACAAAAUGGACGAUGCAAGGCUGAUGCGCAAGAUUGACUGGCAGAUUCUGCCGAUUAUGUUUUUGACGUAUUUUCUGCAGUUUCUGGAUAAAGUGUCGUUGAAUUAUGCAAAUGUGAUGGGAUUGCAAGAUGAUUUAAACAUGACCGGCAAUGACUUUUCCUGGCUGGCAACAGCCUUUUUCAUUGCUUAUGCUGUGGCGGAAAUCCCCCAAGGAAUCCUCCUCCAACGCCUCCCCAUCACCAAAGUACUGGGCGCGAAUGUCUUCUUCUGGGGCGUGAUUCUGUGCUGUUCAGCUGCUGUCCACAACUUUGCCAGCAUGAUUGCAUUGCGUGUUCUUCUUGGUUUGUUGGAAGCUGUCAUCGGUAUGUCUCUUCUAUAUUCACAGUAUAUACUAAUGAGAACAGCCCCCAGUCUCACCAUGUACACCAGCAUGUGGUAUACAAGAGCCGAAUCCACUCCGAGAUACGGCUUCUGGUACUGUGGCUUAGGCGCUGGCCAGAUAGUCGGUGGACUCAUCUCGUUUGGAGCUCAACAUGCACCGUCUUCCAUGUCAUUCGGAGGCUGGCGCAUCAUGUUUGUCGUGAUAGGAGCCGUGAAUGUCCUCGUCUCGCUGUUGGUGCUGUUUAUCCUGCCCGAAACACCAGAAAAGGCGAGAUUCAUCUCCGACGAUGAGAAGAAACGUAUUGCAUUCCGACUAUCGCAGGAUCAAGCAGGAGUGGGAGAAAAGGUGUUCCAACUAUCGUCCUUGAUCGAGGCAUUUGGAGAUGUGCAGACGUGGUUGUUGGUGUUGUUGACGAUUCUCAUAACCAUUCCCAGUGGUGUGAUCACCACCUUUUCAUCAAUUCUGAUCAAAAACUUUGGAUAUACGUCGAAGGAGAGUGCAUUGCUGAACAUGCCCUCUGGCGUGGUGAGUAUCAUCGCCACGAUGCUGUCCACAUACGCGAUAUCUCGAGGUUUCUCGCGAUGGCUGGCGAUUGCAUUCCUCCUCAUUCCCACUCUGAUCGGAGCGUGUUUGAUGUCUUUUCUCCCAUCGUCAAACCAAUCAAACCAAGGAGGCUGUCUAGCUGGCAUCUACCUCGUCAAUACCAUUGUCGCUCCCCUCGCCCUCAUCUUCGCCUGGACAGGCGCAAACUUCAAAGGCUACACGAUGAAAGUCGCCGGCUGUUCUCUCGUAUCUGCUGCCUUCAGUAUCGCCAACAUCAUCGGGCCACAGACAUUCCAGGCGAGAGAUGCGCCUAGGUAUCUGCCGGCCAAGAUCACGGUGGUGGCAGUUAGUGCCGCGGCGAUCGUGAUUUCUGCGUGUUUGAGAGUGUUGUAUGGAAUGAGGAAUAGUAAAGCAGAUAGAUUGGGAGUGGCUGCGAGGAGUUAUCUGGAGAAGAAGUUGGGCAGAGAUGACGAUGUUGCAUUCCGAUAUGUGUUUCUUCGCAAAAUGACCAUCCUCAUCACUGGUGCCAACUCCUUCAUCGCAGCCCACUGCAUUUCCCUCCUCCUCUCCUCCAACAUUCCCGUCCGCGCAACCGUUCGCUCUCCCUCAAAAGCAUCAUCCACCUACUCUGCCCUCGCAGCAGCCAAAGCCCCCAACCUCACCUCCCUCGAAGUCGUCGUCAUCCCAGACAUAACCGAUGUCAACCAACUCUCCCCGGCUUUAGAAGGCUGCACGGCCAUUCUCCACCUAGCGUCUGCAUUCAACUACGAUGCCAAACCGGGCGAGUUUGAGGAGAAGCUCCUCCUGCCCGCGUUGAAUGGGACGCUGGCUGUCUGUCAGGCCGCGCAGAAGUAUCCUGCCAUCAAGCGUGUGGUGAUCAUGUCUAGUUUUGCGAGUGUUUACGAUGCUAGUCUUGGGUUGCAGCCGGAUAGUGUUUAUACGGAGGAGGAUUGGUGUCCGUUAAGAUAUGAGGAUGGGAGGGAUGCAGAUGCUGUUCCCAUCGCAUAUCGCGCAUCCAAAGCCAUUGCCGAAAAAGCCGCGUGGGAGUUUAUCCAGAACAACGAAGUCACCUUCCAUCUCGUCACGCUCUGUCCGGGUAUGGUGUUUGGGAAGAUGAUCCAUCCGAUUUCGUCGUUGGAUGAGUUGAAUGCCAGUAAUAGAAUUGUCUGGGAUGUUCUUUCUGCUGGUGAGGGUGGGUGUAUUCCUCCUACCAAGGCACCUGUCUGGAUUGAUGUCGAGGAUCUGGCAGUUGUAUGCCAUCGUGCUCUGACAUAUCCACUUUCAUCGCAUGAGAGAUUCCUGGUUACGCAGGGUUCUUAUGAUACGCAGGAGAUAGCAGAUAUCGCGCGUGAACAGCUAGUUAAAAAGCGCUCAAGAGUGCCAGUUGGAGAACCUGGAAAGAGAUACCAUCAUACUCAUUAUUCAUGUGAUUCUGGAAAGGUGCAGAAGACAUUUGGUGUUGCAUUCAAGACGUUGGAAGAGAGCAUCAUCCCAUUGGCGAGGCAGUUGUAUGCGAUGGAGUAGAUAUUGUGAUAUUUACAGCUUCCCCAUCGGUCGUCGUGAAGUAUCUCGUCCAUGGAUAUAGCACACCCGCCGUAACUCCUCAAUAGCCUCACCAUACAAUUCAGCUCGGAAUAUCGCAUACAUUCCACUCUUCGCCUUCCCCGCCCACUUCCUCCCCAUCCCCAACGCAGCCUCAUG